GGAAAAUCUUCUAAAGAGAAGGUUGCUAGCAUUCGCUUGGGUGGAUAUCCGUUAUCAUAGCAGCAAGUGGUGUAUGGAGGCAGGCGGCGGCGACAUGGAAGAUUUGACGGGACCAUUAAGGUGGAAUGAUGAGAGGUCCUUAUAUAUAUGUUCCAUGGUUUUGAAGGUUGAGACUGUUUCUUACGUUAUUAAUUCCAUCAGAUUGAGCGAUUUGUUUUCCUCAUCAUGCUCCUGCCGCUUUGAUCCUGAUCUUCCUACUAAUCCUAAUCCUACUGCUAUUGGUGAUCCCGACCUUCCUACUAAUCCUACUGCUAUUGGUGGUGAUGGUGAUAGAACCAAAUGCCUGUGGUGCUCCAAAUGCCCGUGGUGCUCCAAAUCCCUCAAAGCCCCCGACGAGGAGAAGGAGGAUUGUAGUGAAUUAAACCAUCCGGAUAAUACGACAACCAGAACAGAAUGCGCGGCUUGCUCUAAGGGCAAUAGUGAAUUACGCUAUCGGGCUUCUCUCACCGGCGAGUAUCUUCCCUUCUAUAUGGGUUGCGGUGUCUUUGGAUCUCAAAUUGUUUUCGGCGGAGGUGCGAAAUCCCGCCUCUCAACCGUGGCCGAGCGCAGCGAUAGGCGAUUCGGACCAGAUGCGAGUAGAGCUAUAUAUGGAUUUGAGACUCGGGAUCCGAAUCCCACGAUCAAACUGAGGGGCCGAGAGCGUAUGUUUGGGAAAUUGCUUGGAGAAGUCCCUAAACCCCUGCUGAUGGAGGUUUCGGGGAAACUCUAUGCUCUCUCCGGUGAGACAAUCUUAUGUAAGAAAAAGCCUCCAUAUUUUCAGGUUUUCAACCCCAACUCUAAGAAAUGGUCUCCCCUUCCCGCACCUUCAAUUCUCGAGCCUGGUGGAAGCUAUGGAGACUUCUCUUGUGCAAUUGUGGAUAGUUUUAUCCUUCUGUCGACUCGGACCAGUAUGGUAUAUGGCUUUGACACUAGUGAAGAGGAACAUCCAAAAUGGAUAGAAGUUGGGACUCCUAGUUUUUUCUCCGAUCGUCCUCUUCCUUUUAAAGGAAAAGCUUUGCUCCUGAUGGAUGACAAUGAGUCUUUCAUGUUCAGUUAUAAGAAGAGGAAACAGCGUGGAUAUGCCAUUGUUGUCUACUCUGUUGCUCCUGAUCAUGUGUCUGUUAUUAAAAAAUUGCCACUGGAGCAAGUUCUAGCGGAAGCGGAUAAGUUGCCUGCUGAUUUUCGUCGUACAUAUUCAACAUAUGACCACUGCUUUGUUCAUAUAGAAGGUCUGAAAGUCUGCCUAAUUAUGAGCUUAUAUAUUUCUCCAGGCAACAGCGCACCUAGAAGGUCUGAGAAGUUGCGCAUUAUGUCGUUAACCUUUGAAAUCUCACCACCGACCACAAAGGGAAGGGACGUCAAACAUAUUCAUACUCGCUUCUUUGACUGCGAUACCAGACUGUCUCACACAUCUCACCCAUGUGAAAACACUCGGCAUGCAAAUGUGCUUGGUGCUUUUGUUCUGACAGGUAAAUUGUCGAGUGAAGAAUCAUGCUAUGAGGAGAAGACCAUGCAAGCUAGUUAGUGUUGUCUUAGCUUAUUUAAGAAUAGAUAUUUGUGGUCUGGUUGACUCUGCUUUUGUAAUGGCAUGAAAACAUAACUUAUUUUGAUCUGCUUUUUUAUUGUAAUCAAAACUCAAGAAUGGGCUGUAUCGUCCUACUUUUGCAAUCUAUUUGUUCGAGUAUUGGUCUCUUUUGUUCA
Messenger RNA from Prunus persica (peach), 1740 nucleotides. RefSeq lists its product as uncharacterized. The coding region runs from base 74 to 1564 and encodes 496 amino acids. NCBI's taxonomy places the organism in Eukaryota, Viridiplantae, Streptophyta, Magnoliopsida, Rosales, Rosaceae. The record is from RefSeq and is a predicted model, not a curated record. The transcript has 2 exons.